Molecule: messenger RNA, 801 nt
Organism: Eurytemora carolleeae
Lineage: Eukaryota; Metazoa; Arthropoda; Copepoda; Calanoida; Temoridae
Exons: 6
Coding region: 16-786 (256 amino acids)
Source: RefSeq, a predicted model, not a curated record
CUGUGUAGUGGGUAGAUGUUGUAUCUGAUAUCUUCAUUUGUAACACUUAGUUAUUCGUUUUUAUUUAGCGAACUGCAGGAGAGGGGAGAAACAGAGGGUGUGGCGAGAGUAAAACGCCCCUCCUACGUAGGAAUAUCCAACUCACUGAACGGGUACACGCCCUACGCCCCGUACAGAACCGCCCAGGACUACGGGAGGAAGAUAAGCCCGCCUUUACACUUCCCGCCGCAGCUCCCGCCGUCUUUAGAUUCCGUAUCUUUAGUUCUGACCCAGGACGGGUUCCAGAAAUCCCUUCAGGAGUUCCAGGAGACAAUGCGAGAUAUCAAUAUGGGGAGACCAGAGAGCGGGGAUAUUACUGACAAUGGAAGCAUAAUGACAGGAUCUGAAGAAUUUUAUCCCAGAUCUCAUAUUAAACAAGUGAUACAGAAUGGUGAUUCUAAAUCUGUACACACACUCACCCAGUUCCAUAGUUCACACAGUACACAGGCCAAACCAAACCUUGUUAGUAAACAAAUAGAGCGACUGUACGGUUCAGAUUCUCUGGCACAGAUUCGUCUAACCAGCCCAGAGCCUCAGGAUCGUUCUCCCGGCUCCAUAAGGAGCCCAGCUAGAAAUGGGAGCCCAGAUUUUACCCCCCCGGAGAGAAAACUCUCUGGAGGAUUUUUCUCUAAACGAUUUGGGAUUACAAAAAUGAAGGAUCAUUCAACUUUACCAGCCGCUGAGAAACCGAAGGAAGUUAGACCAUUAAAGGUAAGAAUUGUUUUGAAUACUGUGUCUCUUUUCUAGUUUUUCUCUCGCACC